This is a messenger RNA of Funneliformis mosseae, 207 nucleotides long. The record is from the annotation of a GenBank genome assembly. Lineage: Eukaryota; Fungi; Glomeromycota; Glomeromycetes; Glomerales; Glomeraceae.
AUGUCAGCAUAUGUAAAGGGUUUAAUAGGUGGAGGAUUGAUUUUCGGAUUAGGAUAUUGGUUAAUGAAAACCACUGCACCGAAUCCAGAUGAAUUGUAUAAGAAAUUAUCACCUGAUCUUCAAAAACAAGUUAAAUCUCCUGAAACACUAUAUGAUGUUAACCAAAUUGUAGAAGAGAUGAAAGAAGAAAGAAAUGACAAGAGAUAG